AUGAGAAAACCUGCUGAAUAUUCACGACCAUUAACUAUGAAUGAUGUUCCUAAAAUCAGAUCAUUUAUACGAAGUCGUUAUACUACUGACGCUCAUAAUCAAAUGGAAAAAGAUUACAAACGCACUCAUGAAGAUCUCUAUCGAAUGCAAUUAGACGAUUUGGAUAGUUAUCAUGAAUCAAAUCGUCAAAAUAUGCUACGUGUUUAUCAUUCAUAUCUAGAAAAUACACCUGGUUCAAAGAAAGCUCUGCGCGAACUAUGUGAUCAAGUAGCUCCUCCUUAUACAAACUCAUCUAUCGACACAACAGUUUAG
This is a messenger RNA of Rotaria sp. Silwood2, 312 nucleotides long. The record is from the annotation of a GenBank genome assembly. NCBI's taxonomy places the organism in Eukaryota, Metazoa, Rotifera, Eurotatoria, Philodinida, Philodinidae.